AUGACCAACACACGCUUUCAGGGGUGGUACUCGAGCUACGGUAGCCUCUUCCAGAACAUCUCCUCCGACGUCUGCAGCGAAACCCUGAGAGAUUACCUGACCGCCAGUAAUGGCGACACGUGCGAUCUUCACAUCGACUGCAUACUCGGGAACACCAGAGAAAGCGUCAAAUCGGCCAUCGCCUCGGCCGCAAUCUUCCUCAGUCUCGUACCAACCAUCAUGUCCAUGCUCGGCCCCAGCUUGGUCCAGCUUGCCAUUCUCUCGACGCGCCGACCUCUACUGUCCUUUCUCCUGAGCGUCGGCUCAAGCGAGUUCUAUCUCGACGGGCUGUUCCGCAUCGAAUCUACAGAAGAGCUGCUGUCUAUCGCCAAAGGAGAGCGGCUGUUCCCGCGCAUCAGAGGCCCCAAGGCCGCCCUGAUCAGUGCCGGGGAGUACGUUAUCGCGGGUCUCGCUGUCGCCAACGUCGUGCACAACUCGUACCGGCUGGGCAGCAAGACCAUCGUCAGCUUCGUCUGCAAUACGUGGUUCUUCCCGCUGGUCUGGACCCUGAUGCUCCCGGGCAUCUUCCUCCUGGUCACGAUCCCUUUCCAGUUCUCCGGCAUCGCUAAGGCCAUCCGACAACGCUCUUACCACCGGCAAGAACCGCCGAGGGCUUCUAUCUGGGCAACUUCGUCCCUGGAGCCGUCACCGGCGCUGAAGCAGGGCGUCCCGCGCGCGGACAGUUUGAAGUUAGCCAGGGACAUCGUUGCUCUCGAGGGGCUGCCAUCGCUAGGCCACCCAUCGAUUCCGAGUCAGGGUCUCCCGAACUUUGAGAAGUGGCUUACAAUACUGCUCAACGCGGCCUCUUUUGUGGCUGCUAUUCAUGUCUUGGUUGGGAUCUGUUUCUUCUCGUCUAUCCUCUUCAUCUCUGUGGUAGACGCUAUCGAGGUUACAUUACGCUAUCUGGCUUCGGCUGCCGUGUGUCGGCUAGUGGUGACGUUGGAGUUUACAGGAAUGAAGGCGAGGCUAGACCAUGAUCAGAGAGACGAGGUUGACAUCAUUAGACAAAAGUAA
Messenger RNA from Phaeoacremonium minimum UCRPA7, 1053 nucleotides. RefSeq lists its product as hypothetical. The coding region runs from base 1 to 1053 and encodes 350 amino acids. The record is from RefSeq and is a predicted model, not a curated record. NCBI's taxonomy places the organism in Eukaryota, Fungi, Ascomycota, Sordariomycetes, Togniniales, Togniniaceae. The transcript has a single exon.